Drosophila elegans is the source of this 1280-nucleotide messenger RNA. RefSeq names its product high mobility group protein D (gene HmgD). Lineage: Eukaryota; Metazoa; Arthropoda; Insecta; Diptera; Drosophilidae. Bases 118 to 456 code for a protein of 112 amino acids. The transcript is spliced from 3 exons. The record is from RefSeq and is a predicted model, not a curated record. Gene Ontology annotation, molecular function: transcription cis-regulatory region binding.
UUCUGCCGACAAACGCGUUGUUCCGUACAGUUCUUUUCGAGCAACAUACGAGCAAGCUCGAAUAAUAAAUAUCUAGUUGUAACACUUGUUAAAUAGUAUCAACAAAAACAAACUAAAAUGGCCGAUAAACCAAAACGCCCACUCUCCGCCUACAUGCUGUGGCUCAACAGUGCCCGCGAGUCGAUCAAACGUGAGAAUCCCGGCAUCAAGGUCACCGAGGUGGCCAAGCGCGGUGGCGAAUUAUGGCGGGCAAUGAAGGACAAGUCGGAGUGGGAGGCCAAGGCUGCCAAGGCCAAGGACGACUACGAUCGGGCUGUCAAGGAGUUCGAGGCCAAUGGCGGCGGCGGUGGUGCUGCCAACGGUGGAGCCAAAAAGCGCGCGAAACCAGUGAAAAAGGCGUCCAAGAAGAGCAAGAAGGAUGAGUCCGACGAGGACGAUGAUGAUGAGAGCGAGUAGACUGCUCAUCAUCCACCCUCUAUAAUCCAUCAUCACCAAGUCACACACAAGAACACAAAAACACUGGUGGCAACACCACAUCCAGCAUCAACAUCCACAUCCACAAACCCCCUCAAUAUCAUAGAAAGUCCAACGGGUCAUUUUAUUAACUACACCAACAAACAAGAUCUGUUGAUGUUGCACACGAGAGAAGAACAAAAAUACGCGAAAAUAAGCAAAAUUGUAUUUAUAAAUAUGAAUUUAAGUUUAUAAUAGUCGUUUCUUUUAUAAUACGCAUAAACAAAGAGGGACAGCCAACAGAAAAGGAAAAGGAAGUCGGAAAAAGAAAGGAUGUUCGUUAAGGUAUUUUUUUUUUCGUUUCUGCGGCGUUUCGUCAGAAAAAAGCGUUACGUUUGGGAAAUUGAAGAGAAAAUAUAUCUUGCAUAUAAAUUUUGUAAAGUAAACGAUAACAUAAUUCCAUUAAAAAUAAAAAAAAAAGAUACAAAAAUGGCUAGUUGUUCUCUCGGUAGUUGGAUGAAAUCGAUUCGAUUCAGAUCUGUAAAUGUUAUGAUCGGGCUGGAGAACGGGAAGUACAAUCUUCACAUACAAAAUACACGAGAAACAAAACAAACAAAACACCGCAAAUGAAACAAACGAAAUAUCGCUCAGGUCUUUUCGUCAUUUUGCAUUAAACAUAAUGUUUAACGUCUUGUUAGCUAAAGAUGUAUAGCAGACAGAAGCAGAUGUAAUUGCAUUUAAUCGGUAGUUUUAAUUGAUAACUAUACGUAUAAUUUAAUGAGAAAACAAACAAAUAAAAUAAAUACAUUUUUUAAAUGCGUUGAAAA